AUGAUUGCGGACCCCGCGCUUUUCUACCUAUUAGUCCCAUUGGCCGUGAUCCCGAUCCUUUUUUUCAUCUACAGAAUGUGGUGAGUUUUUUUUUCAUUUUACAAAUAUUGUUCAUCCACCGGUAGCUUGGGCCAAAAAGUACCUUUUAUCUUUCAUGUAAACUUUAAUGAAAUGCAAUACAAACUCAUUUUUUCUAAUCGUCUGCGCCCUCUUUCUCUCAAAAGUUUGAGAGGUAAAGAGGGCGCAGGUGUAUAGAAUUUCUAAGAUGGUGGUGAAUGAUGUAUGAUCCUAAAAUAGAAAUAAAUUUCAAGUUUGAUAUUUAGCAAGCGGAAAAAGUCGUUCGUGAACCCCGGCUAUCCACAUCCACCUGCAGUUCCUGGUGAGUUUUUCGAUUUUUUUUUUCCAGCUGUUUUCUGACAUUUCGUUCUAAACGAUGAUAUCAAGUGAAAAAGUUAUUUUGGUAUGAAUUUUAAUGUCAUCAUAGCGUUAUUCUACACGUCUAGGUAGCAAAAGGAGUUUAGAAAGAUCAAAAUGACAUGAUGGUUCAUUGUCUAGCAAUGUUGACCGCCAAAUUCUAGACCAAUGUUCGAUCCGGCGCACCAAUGUCUAUGUUUGCAAAAACCAAUGUUUCCAUUCUGACCAUCAUGGAGGCUUAUUCUAACUAUAUUUCGUUUUAUAGAACAGUGGCUAUCAGUCUUGACUCUUAAUCUAGGAACCCAAUUACAAUCUUUCUCAACCCAAUUUCUUUUUUUUCAAUCUUAAUUCAAGCUGCCAAUGAUUAGAAGCGGAGUUUCUUUUUUCGAAAAUGCAUAUUCUCAACCCAAAACUCAACGGAACCAUUUUUUUGUACUGAGAGCUCAGAAAGCCAAUUUGUUUCUCCAAAUGUCGUAGGGGAAGUUGAGCGCGGCCUCCGAUUGCGUAAAAGUUCUAAAUAGAGAUUGUAACCGACGCUACAAACUACGUAAUGACGCCUUCACUUGUACAUUUUUUUGAAUCCGGGCUUUUUACUCCGGUGUUCUUACAUCACGAUUUUAUUGGAAUAGUUAAAAAUUACAGAGUCCAUGGGAACCUUUUUACUUAUACUUCCUCAUUGAAUUUGCCGUCGUUUGUUUCAGUUCACAUGAUUACAUAAUUUCUCCAAAAAUUUGAAAAAAAAACGAUCUAAUUAAAAAUUUCCUAGCAGCGAUAUUCCGAUUACUUGAGCAAUACUGAGUAAUAAAGCUGAUAUAAAUACCUUACAAUAGCUACUGGCUGAUUUUUUUCUGGUUGCUUGCUCGGAAACCGUUGAACAUAUGAACCAUUCAGAGAAUAGAACUAAACAAUUUCAAGUUUCACCUGCCAUUCCUAACCUUUAGACAAGUCUCGUGACAAGGAAAUACGUCUGCAUUCAACUGAUAUAAUUUCUUACAACAUGACUUUGAAGGGAAUUUAAAAUUAAUUGAAAUUUCCCAUUUUUCAGGUCCACUACCAUUUCAACCAGGGCCGAACGAUCAAGCGCCACCAUACAAUUAUGCACUGCAAAUGAACACUAGCAGUAUAUUUGCGAUAACAGGUUAGCGCAGUGGAUUAGGAUUUCGGCUACGAGUAGAAAAGUUGUGAGAUCAAUUCCCGGUGCGGAUUUUGUUGAAACCCGUUUUGCUUAAAACGUCCUCAACUUUAGCAAGCGGUUAAGGACUCCCUGAAAACUGGCCAGAAUAUUCCUUGAUGUACAUGGUAAAAAUACCAAAAACCUCAACUGAGGGAUGAAGGCUCGAAGUCAAAGAAAAUCAUCAAAAACUGUCCAGAUGGACUAAUCUCAGACUUUGGGUCCCCUUUUCUCAAAAAAUAAGGAGUGUUGCCGGUUGAGACCUUCAGGGCUAUUACCUCCUGGUACAUCGAAAAGAUCUCAGAAAAACGAAGGUUCAAUUACCUUCCUUGCCAGAUCGCUUCUACAUAACUAUAGUCAAUGUUUCACGACUUGAAAGGCGAGGGAGGCGGGCAAAGGGGCGGGACGCGUAGCGUGUGCGUGCGCGGUUCUUGGCACGAGUUCAAUUCACUUUCAAUUCAACCGCCAGCGACUCUUUGGAAAGCCCGUUUUUCGCUCUUUUCAUUUCUUUUUCAAUUAUUUAUUGAUUAUGUUCAUGUGUGCAUCAAAAAAAAAUUGAAAACAUUGAAAAAGAGCGGUUGCCGUGCUUUUUAAAUAGUCCGCGACAAUUGAAUUGAACUCGUGCCAAGAACCGCGAACGCACACGCUACGCGUCCCGCCCCCUGCCCCGCCUCCUUCGCCAAUCAAGUCGGGAAACAUUGACUAUAAAAGGUCCAACUUUAUUCAAAGAUCAAUGAGGACCCUUAGAAUCGAAUUGGAAAAAAAGAUAGGAAAAGCCGCAACAUUUGAAGCCUAAAGUUACAGUAAUCUCUCUCAAACCUAAUCCAUUUCGUUUCAGAACCCAACAUGACGCCGUACCUCCAGAUGAGGUGCGCCAACGACGACUGUUACCCACCCAAUUUCGUCGUCUCACCUUUCGAACCGCCUCCACCAUACCCAGGACUCGAAAAAACUCCCAAAGACCCAUCUAUCGUUUGA
This is a messenger RNA of Caenorhabditis auriculariae, 2563 nucleotides long. NCBI's taxonomy places the organism in Eukaryota, Metazoa, Nematoda, Chromadorea, Rhabditida, Rhabditidae. The record is from the annotation of a GenBank genome assembly.